Nothobranchius furzeri (turquoise killifish) is the source of this 2889-nucleotide messenger RNA. RefSeq names its product plasminogen (gene plg). NCBI's taxonomy places the organism in Eukaryota, Metazoa, Chordata, Actinopteri, Cyprinodontiformes, Nothobranchiidae. Gene Ontology annotation, molecular function: serine-type endopeptidase activity; signaling receptor binding. The record is from RefSeq and is a predicted model, not a curated record. Gene Ontology annotation, biological process: proteolysis.
GGAUCUCAGGUGAUAUGGUUCUUCUUGGUGUCUUUAAGCCAUGGUAAGCUGGGACGGUGAACAGAUGAGUGGGGAGCAGCUGGGAUGAUAGUUGGUUCCUCCAAAAAAGGAUAAAGGUGGAACGCUCCCUCAGAGUUGGAGUACCUAAUAGAAGUAGAGGGACAUCUGAGUUCCAGUAGAUGAUGAGCUGCUGGUGGACUGUCAACAGCAUGGACCCGUUCAAGGCAACGUUUCUUCUGGGAGCCUUUCUUUGCUCUGUCGGGGGUACCGAGGUGGACGGCUACGCUAAAACUGAGGGGGCGUGGGUGCUUUCGCUGAACAAAAGACAGUAUACAGUCAACACUGUGGCUGAGUGUGCCACCAAAUGUGACACUGAAACAUCUUUCCUCUGCAAGGCAUUUACAUAUGUAGAGAAGGACCAGGAAUGUUGGACAGCAGCAUCAAACUCAAAAACGGAGCUUGUCCUACGCCGGCGAAGCUCAGCUUUAUAUGAAAAAAACAAAUAUCUUUUGGAGUGUGUGAAUGGAACAGGAACAGAUUACAGAGGAACAAAGAGCAGAACAAAAUCAGGAACGCUGUGUCAGAGAUGGGCUUCAAGAUUCCCACACAAGCCCAACUACACACCAGACAAAAAUCCACUUGCAGAUUUGGACUCCAACUUCUGCAGAAACCCUGACGGGGACAUAAAUGGACCCUGGUGUUAUACCACUGACCCAAAUACUCGCUGGGAGUCCUGCAACAUACCCAGCUGUACUGAGGAGUGUAUGUACUGCAACGGUGAGGACUACAGGGGAAAAAUCUCCACUACUGAGAACGGUUUCACCUGCCAGCGCUGGGACUCCCAAGAGCCUCAUAACCACGGCUACAACCCAACUGCUCUUCCAGACAAGUUUCUGGAAGAGAACUAUUGCAGAAACCUGGAUGGAGAACCUCGACCCUGGUGUUUGACCACCAGCCCGUCUAAACGAUGGGAUUUUUGCUCCGUUCCCCGCUGCACCUCUGCACCGGAGCUUCCCACCGUCGCCCCUGAGCUGACCUGUAUGACUGGGGAAGGUAAAGCGUACCGCGGGACAGUCGCUGUAACUCAGAGUGGUAAACCAUGCCAGAGGUGGUCGGCUCAGAUGCCACACCCUCACAAUCGCACGCCAGAAAACUACCCCUGCAAAGGCUUAGAUGAUAACUACUGCCGUAACCCUGAUAAUAAGAAGCGGCCCUGGUGUUACACCACAGACCCUGAAACCCGCUGGGAGUUCUGCAAUGUGACACGUUGUGGAAACACACCUGAUCCAGACGAGGCAGUGAUCCCCACUGAAGAAGAUGACUGCUAUGAGGGCAACGGUUCCAGUUAUCGAGGAAUAACAUCAGAGACUGUCAGUGGAAAAAAGUGCCAAAUGUGGAGCUCACAAACUCCUCACCAACAUCAAAAGCGUCCAGAAAAAUUUCCUGAAGCGGACCUCAGGAGGAAUCUGUGCAGGAACCCAGAUGGAGACCAAGCUCCUUGGUGUUACACCAUAGAUCCCAAAGUCCGCUGGGAGUAUUGCAACUUGGAGAAAUGCUCUUCCAAUGCCCCAAACGCUCCAAUUCCAACUGCCCCUGGUCCACAGACCACCCAGAGUCCAACAGAGAAAGACUGCAAGGUUGACAAUGGAGUGACUUACCGAGGUCCAACCUCCAUCACGCAACUUGGUGUGACUUGUCAAGCGUGGAGUUCCCAGACUCCUCAUGAACACAAUAGCUUCACACCACAAAGUCACCCAGAUAAAGGUCUGGAGGGCAAUAACUGCAGAAACCCAGAUAACGAUGCCCAUGGACCCUGGUGCUACACUACUGACCGUAACAAGAAGUGGGACUACUGCCAGAUCCCUGAUUGUGCUGGAAUGAACUGUGGGUCACCAGCAAUCAAACCCAAGCGCUGUUUUGGUCGUGUUGUUGGUGGCUGCAUAUCCCGACCUCAUUCAUGGCCCUGGCAAAUCAGCCUCAGGACCAGUUCAGGAACCCAUUUCUGUGGAGGAACGCUGAUUCAUCGUCAGUGGGUUCUCACUGCCAAACACUGCCUGGAAAGGUCCAUCCGUCCCUCGUCAUAUCAGGUAGUCCUGGGAAUCCACAGAGAUGCAGCAAUGGAGACGACUAAACAAGUGAGGCGACUGGAGAAAUUGGUGCUGGGACCGGAUGGAGCGGACAUUGCUCUGCUCAAACUGGACACGCCUGCUGUGAUUAAUGACCAGGUGCAGCUCGUUUGUCUGCCAGAUAAAGACUACAUUGUUCCCAGUGGAACUGAAUGUUACGUCACUGGUUGGGGCGAAACUCAAAACACUGGAGGUGAAGGCUACCUGAAAGAAGCUGGCUUCCCUGUAAUUGAGAAUAAGAUAUGCAACCAGCCGUCCUACCUGAACGGCAGAGUCAGGGACCACGAGAUGUGUGCAGGACACAUCAACGGAGGAGUCGACAGCUGUCAGGGUGACAGUGGUGGUCCUCUGGUCUGUUAUGCACAGAAUAGGUACAUCCUGCAGGGUGUGACAUCAUGGGGUUUGGGAUGUGCCAAUGCCAUGAAACCUGGAGUCUACGCUAGAGUUUCAAAAUUUGUUGACUGGAUUGAUCAAACAGUAAAAGCUGGUUAACAAAAUGAUGAUAUUCACCACAGAAAAUGAAUGUAUAUCAGACCAAAAACACAUUAUUUCAAAUAAAUGGAACAUUCUCUCCAUGGAAAAUGUAUUAAAGGAUUAUUUUUUGAGAGAGUUAAAACAAUUAAGUUUUUUUUGUUUUUUUUUGUUUCAUGUUCAUUCUUCUCAAUUCCUCUUUUUUCCUCUGAUGCUAAGUGAGGUGGCAGCAGAAUUUUUGACUUUAACAAGAUCUUGCCAAAUAAAAAGCUUCCUGAGAAAUGGCAGAAAA